Messenger RNA from Hyalella azteca, 884 nucleotides. RefSeq names its product stearoyl-CoA desaturase-like. The transcript has 2 exons. The annotation marks the transcript as partial. Gene Ontology annotation, molecular function: oxidoreductase activity, acting on paired donors, with oxidation of a pair of donors resulting in the reduction of molecular oxygen to two molecules of water. Lineage: Eukaryota; Metazoa; Arthropoda; Malacostraca; Amphipoda; Hyalellidae. The record is from RefSeq and is a predicted model, not a curated record.
AUGUAUCUGAUGAUUUUUAUGUUGUAUCUGUGCAAAAAAAAUAAGGUCGCCCUCAUCGCCAUUGGUCGAGUAACCACUGACCGCACCAACAGGCGCUCCAGUAACGCACCGCGUGUCCUGCGGUCCGUGACUGAUCAUCCCAUUGUCAAGGCCGGGUAUAAAUACCGGGGUCAGACGAGCAGAUCUUCACUUGUGUCCUCACGGGCCUGCAGUGCGGAUCUCCUGGUGAUCUGCUUUUCAUCAUUCAUAUUUCCUUCAGUUCAUCUCAUUGAAGAUCUCGUAAACUCAAGCGCUAUAUUAACUUCAGCAAGAAAAGUCAUGGACAACGCUGAGGAUUUCUCAACGUCAACACAACUGAGUAGUAAAAAUACCAGGGGUAUCCGUGAUCCCAUUUACGUCAACGAAGAGCACGACAGCGACCAUGAAGAUAAUCAUGAACACCACCAUCAUCAUGAUGAAGACGAUGAAUACAUCUAUAAGUUCUCAAUAAAACAAAUGUAUAUUGAUACCAUGAACCUUGACUGGUCCAAGGUCAUAUGGAACAUGGUCAUUUGUGAUGCGGCUCUGCAUUUACUGGCACUGGGGGGCUUGUAUUUAUGUAUAAUGGGUCAGAUUAGGGGGAAUAGUAUUUUAUUUACUGUAGUCUCAGCCAUUAUAUCUGGACUGGGAGUGACGAUGGGAGUUCACCGACUCUGGGCCCACCGCUCCUACAAAGCCGUGUUUGCCGUCCGGCUCGUCCUCAUGUGCCUGCACUGCGUUGCGUUCCAGCACAGCAUUUUCUCAUGGAGUGUGAACCACCGCGUGCACCACAAGUGGCCUGACACCGACAGGGACUUGACAAACUCCAGAAGAGGGUUCUUCUUCGCGCACAUGGGCUGGAGAAU